AUGGCCCCCGUAAUAGCGAUCGAUCGACGCAGCCGUGUCAGCCGACGAGUCGGCCCGUUAACGAGAAUUACGUUUGCAGAGCCACGUAAGGUGUUGCCCAUCUUGAGGACCGACGAACCAGUCUGCCCCGAGGGGAAACUGUCGUGCGGUAACGGCGAGUGCGUGGACAAGGAGCUCUUCUGCAACGGUAAACCCGACUGCAAGGACGAAUCCGACGAGAACGCGUGCAAAAGAUCAUCUUCCCUUACAGCUGUGGAAACGGAUCCAAACCGCGCGCCAGAUUGCGAUCCGACCCAGUGCGUGCUUCCGGAUUGCUACUGUUCCGCCGAUGGUACCAGAAUUCCCGGCAACAUCGAGCCAACCCAGGUCCCCCAAAUGAUCACCAUCACCUUCAACGGAGCGGUGAACGUGGACAACAUCGACUUGUACGAAGAAAUCUUCAACGGGCAACGUCAGAAUCCUAACGGCUGCCAGAUCAGAGGGACAUUCUUCGUUUCCCACAAAUACACCAAUUACUCUGCCGUGCAAGAUCUUCACCGCCGUGGUCACGAGAUCGCAGUGUUCUCUUUGACCCACAAAGACGACCCGCAAUAUUGGACGCAGGGAACUUACGACGACUGGCUGGCGGAGAUGGCUGGAGCCAGACUCAUUAUCGAACGCUUCGCAAACAUCACUGACGGUUCCAUUAUCGGAAUGAGGGCUCCGUAUCUCCGCGUGGGCGGUAACAAGCAGUUCGAGAUGAUGGCUGACCAAUUCUUCGUCUAUGACGCCUCCAUCACCGCCUCGUUGGGUCGUGUGCCUAUCUGGCCGUAUACCUUGUACUUCAGGAUGCCGCACAAGUGCAACGGGAACGGUGGCAACUGCCCAUCGAGAUCGCAUCCCGUCUGGGAGAUGGUGAUGAACGAAUUGGACAGAAGAGACGACCCCACUUUCGACGAGUCUCUACCUGGCUGUCACAUGGUGGACUCUUGCUCCAACAUUCAGACUGGCGAACAGUUCGCCAGGCUCCUCAGGCACAACUUCAACAGGCACUUCAACAGCAACCGGGCGCCACUUGGCCUUCACUUCCACGCCUCGUGGUUGAAGAGCAAGAAGGAGUACAGAGAGGAAUUGAUCAAAUUCAUCGAGGAGAUGCUGGCCAGGAGCGACGUGUAUUUCGUUACCAUGGUUCAGGUGAUCAAGUGGAUGCAAACUCCGACGGAACUCUCAGCGCUGAGGGACUUCCAAGAUUGGAAAGAAACCUGCGACGAGAAGGGACAACCCUACUGUUCACUUCCAAAUGCCUGUCCCUUGACCACUAGAGAACUACCCGGCGAAACCCUUCGCUUGUUCACCUGCAUGGAAUGCCCAAACUACUAUCCAUGGCUGCUCGAUCCAACUGGUGACGGUUUCACCGCGAACAAAUGAGCAAUUCGUGGUUGAGAUCUGUAGGUCAUGUGACGCGUGUUUUUAAGAAAAACAUCAAGAGUCUAAAGUAAAACAAGCAAAUCAAGGGGAGUAAGUCUCUUGAAGGAACACGCGCCGAACCGUGUCGCACGGGAAACGCGUCGCGAACGGAAAUGAGGGAUUGUUGACUCGAUUAAUUUGAUUUUUCAAACAAGAAACAAGUGAAACGCAUUUCGUUACACGGAGAUCCGUGAAUUUCUAGAAAUCCUUCGCGAGUUAAAACGUUUCAUUCUUUUUUAUUGUGAUAUUCUUGAAAUGGAAUUUUAUAUGCGGGAUGAAUGGUCAAUUUACGUCGUAAGAUUCUUGAGUUGUAUUCGUAUUAUUACUGCGGAAGAUUGUCGUCGUAGUUUCUCUUAGUAGACGUUCGCGAAACGUUUCUGUCGUCGUUUGUAAACGAGAGAAAAGAAAAGAAUACGAAGGGGUUGUUUCUUCCGUGAGACACGGGAACAAAUUCUUCGGUUGAGUUUAUUCAACUUUGUACAUAACCACCGUAUCCUUGCCCUUCUCAUCCUUGUCCCUUUCUUCUGCGGCGCGUUUUACGCACCGAUUUUAUCGAUCGUCGCAGCGUCGCCGUGGAUAACGUUAUUGCUUAAGAGAUGCGUGAGAGUAAUUAAGUAAUUCUUAGAGUCCUCAUUAAAGUAUUUCACAAUAAACGUUGUACGAAAUUGAGAA
Heterotrigona itama is the source of this 2118-nucleotide messenger RNA. The record is from the annotation of a GenBank genome assembly. NCBI's taxonomy places the organism in Eukaryota, Metazoa, Arthropoda, Insecta, Hymenoptera, Apidae.